This is a messenger RNA of Syzygium oleosum, 1017 nucleotides long. RefSeq lists its product as uncharacterized. The transcript has a single exon. The record is from RefSeq and is a predicted model, not a curated record. Lineage: Eukaryota; Viridiplantae; Streptophyta; Magnoliopsida; Myrtales; Myrtaceae. The coding region runs from base 1 to 1017 and encodes 338 amino acids.
AUGGAGAGAGACCAGAACGAGCUGCAAUUCCUUGGGUUCCUCGGCGUCUACCGAGAGACCUCCAAGAUCAUCCUCAAAUGGAGGAAGAUCUUCGCCCAGAUCACGCUCGCACUCAUCCUCCCUCUUUGCGUCAUCUUCCUCGCCCACUCCUUCAAUAUUUUCGACCACGAGAUCACCCGGAACGACGUCUGGGUGGACGACCCGAAGUACAGGAACCUGUCUCGCAAGCUCAAGAAGGAGUGGGUCGCGUUCUGGCUCGUUAGGCUCGGCUACUUCAUCUUGCACUUCAUCUUCUCUCUGCACUUCAUCUUCAUCUUCAUCUCGUCUCUGCAUUCGACCUCGGCAGUUGUCUCCACAGUGGCCUGCGUUUACGCCGCCAAGCAGGUUACUUUCAAGAAGAUCAUGAGUGUUGUGCCCAGAGUGUGGAAGAGGCUCAUGGUCACUUUUUUCUGGAGCUUCGGAAUCUUCUUUGUGUACAAUGCUGUGGCUGUUGGGCUCUUGAUCGCAUGGCUUGUCAUCGUGAGGAAGUAUUCAGUUGGCCCUGCACUUGGGAUUGCCGUGGCGGUCAUCCUCUUGAUCUUGUACGUCAUCGGGUUUGUUUAUAUCACCAUGAUUUGGCAACUGGCGAGCGUGAUCUCGGUUCUUGAAGAUGCGUAUGGAAGGAAGGCGAUGGUGAAGAGCAAGAGGCUGAUAAAGGGCAAGAUGGGUCUGUCGAUUUGGUGUUUUCUUGGUGUCUUGGUGUGCGCCAUGCUGGUUCAGGCAUUGUUUGAGUGCUUUGUGGUCUUGAACUUCGUUCCUACAGGAAUCAAGAUUGGUGUUGGGCUGAUCUGCUUGUUGCUGCUGUUGAUGGUGGUGCUCUUCGAUUUGGUCGCGCAGACAGUGAUCUACUUCGUCUGCAAGUCCUACCACCAUGAGAACAUUGACAACUCCUCCUUGCCUGAUCAUCUCGAGGUCAAUCUUGGAGAUUGUCCCACUGAAGGCCAGAAACCUGUCCUGCUUGAGCAACUUCAUGCCUGA